This is a messenger RNA of Lactuca sativa (garden lettuce), 1212 nucleotides long. Lineage: Eukaryota; Viridiplantae; Streptophyta; Magnoliopsida; Asterales; Asteraceae. The record is from RefSeq and is a predicted model, not a curated record.
AUGGAUACUCCGAUACUAAACCCUGCCCAUGCUUUAAGAGCCCGAAAAUUGCAAGUCAUUAACUUGAUUUGCUUGUUGUUGACUUUUAUUACACAACGUAAUAAGGCCAACAAAAAGCGGGUUAGGUUACCUACUAGAAAAGUUAUUUUAGAAAGACAAGUUGUACGGGAAGAGUUGCUACACAAUCUUUUAGAAGGUGGUCAAUGUCGUGACCUUAUUCGUAUGAGUGAAAACGCUUUUAGGAGAUUGUGUGAAAUCUUACAAACUGUAGGUGGUCUACGACGUACGCAACGCAUGUCCGUUAAGGAACAUGUUGCUAGAUUUUUGCAUAUUGUAAGUAAUGAUUUGCAAACUCGGUUUACCUCGUGGAUGUAUCGUCGCUCUAGAUCAACAACGAGUAGGUGCUUCCAUAGAGUAUUACGAUCGAUUAUAGCAAUAGAAGGUCUUUAUAUUCAGCAACCUACAGGUGAUGUUGUCCCGAGAGAAAUUCAAGAAAGUAGGAGAUUUUAUCCUUUUUUCAAGGAUUGUAUAGGGGCAAUAGAUGGAACACAUGUUCGUGUCCAUGUGCCUAAUAGAGAUGCCCUUAGAUACCGUGGUCGUAAGGGAUACCCGACAAUAAAUGUAUUAGCUGCUUAUACAUUUGAUUUGAAGUUUACGUAUGUGUUAACGGGUUGGGAGGGUACUGCAUCAGACUCGAGAAUAAUAAAGAACGCAUUUACUAGAAAUGAUAAACUACUAAUUCCAUCAGGUAAAUACUAUUUAGUAGAUGGGGGUUUGCCUCAUACGAAUAAACUAAUGGCGCCAUAUAGAGGUGUUAGAUAUCAUUUAAAAGAGUACUCAAUGCGUGGUCCACAAAAUUCUAAAGAGUUGUUUAAUCUUCGUCAUGCUUCCUUACGUAACACCAUUGAGCGAGCUUUUGGUGUCCUUAAAAGAAGGUUUCCUAUCAUUCGAAGUACAACGGAACCAUUUUACUCUUGUGAAACACAAUCUGCCAUAUUUUUGGCAUGUUGUAUUCUACACAACUGUUUAUUAGAUGAAGACCGCGACAUAAAUCUUGAAGAUGAGGUGAUGCAAGAGAUCUUAAACGGACCACAAGAGCAAGAUCGUCGUAAUUCAACAGAAACAUAUGAGGGUAAUAGAACGGCAGAGCAACUAAGGAAUUCAAUUGCAAACGAAAUGUGGGCAAAUUAUUUGACACAUUCAAACAAUUAA